AUGCAGCAAAUAAAGCUCCGUGCAUUCCAGCGUGACAUUCUCGAGCUCGCUCGUGAAAAGAACGUCGUAAUGGUUGGUGACACUGGUAUUGGCAAGACAUUUUUAGCCAUUGCGUUGCUGAGUGAGCAAGAUUAUUCAGGGGAGAAACGUGCUUUCUUUAUGGCCCCCACACGUCAAUUGGUCGUACAAAUCACGGCCAAGAUCCGCCAGACCAGCACUUUACUUGUGAAUGCAUAUUGUGGUCGUACUGCCGAUCUAUGGGACGCCGUCCAGUGGGAACGCGAGCUGAAACUCACCCGCGUGUUCGUGUGCACGCCCGAGAUCGUGCGCAAUAUGUUACUUAAGGGUUACGUUUCACUCAGUCGCAUGAAUCUGCUAGUGUUUGAUGAAUGUCAUCACGUGACCAAGCGUCAUCCAUACGCACAAGUCAUUAAGUUGCUCAAUCAGGAAGACCCAGAGAUGAUGCCACGGAUUUUUGGUACCACCGCGUGUCCAACGCGUCAUUGCGCCGAGAAACUUCAUGCAGAAAUGAAGAAAGUAGAGCUGGACAAGACACAGAUUGCAGAGUUUGCAGCAGCUGCACCAAUGUUGUAUGAGACGUACUCUGUGCAAAAGCCAUGGGAAGUGAAGGGACAAGAGGAGGAUAACGCCGAUGUAAACGAGUGUGUAGACGAGGUGUGGGUCUUUAAAAACAUGGAAAAGGAGCUGGCAGAAGUCAAAGCAGUUGAAGUGAUGGAAAAGCUCGUGAAGAAGGGAAAGAGUGAUGCAGCAACAGAUCCAGCCAAGUUGGAGAAAAGUAGGAAAAGGUUUAUGCAGAACUGUAUUACCAUUUACAAGAAUCUGGGCCCGUGGUGUUACUACCGCUUUGCAGAGCUAGAGAUUCAUCGACUGGCGAUAGCUGCGUCGUUGCUGAUUACUGUGCCUGGAAGUAUGUUUGGACUGGACAGAGAUGCAGUCAAAACGAUGCUAAUGCUUGCUGCCAAGCGCGAGCACUGCGAGUUUGCGUGCACAGCAAAAGUGCAAAAGGUGGAAGACAUUGUGCGUGCGCAAUUGUUUGAAGUGGAAGGCAAGGUCGAGGAGAUUGAUGGAGCGGAGCUAACAAACAACGACGAUAACGACAGCGAUAAUGAAGCUGGCGACGAUCCAGUUCCAAGUGACUCCAUUCCAGCGGGCGAGGACUUAGAAGAGCUCAACGAUUGCGAAAACGGUCGACUUGAUCUUCAGGGCAUCGUCUUUGUGAACACACGAAUGGAAUGCCGUGUCCUGUCGGACUUCUUCAACGAAAAGUUUGCGCCACUGGCAGCAGAUGGUGAUGGACCUGAUGAAGAGUUCUGUGUGGAGUCCAACAACCACGUUACGGAUGAAGCAACAGUGGACCAACCGUUUGCCAGCAUUUUGGGAAGAGCAGCGCGUAGUGAUACAGCAUCUUUUUUACUACCCAAGAUGGAGACAACUCUGAAAGGAUUCGAGUCGGGAUCCAUUCGCGUGUUAGUCUCCACGGCCGUCUCCGUGGAGGGAGUUGACUUUCCUCAGUGCGCGCUGAUUGUUGUAAUGGAUCGCGUUGGUACUGCUCGUAUGUUGAUGCAAUUAAAAGGACGUGCACGUCACGAAGAUGGCAUCGUGUACUACUUGGCGGAAGAAGGUGAUCUAGCUCACGAGGUAUACUACAAACAGUUGGUCCAUGACGCGGAGGUAAUCAACCAGCUCGAGUUUACGAGAGAGAAGGUUGAAACUGUUCAGCAACAACCGCGAUCCAUUGCUGCACGUCUGAUGGGUGGUGGUGAGCAGAAGAUCAAAAUUGAAUCUACUGGUGCUGUCUUGGAUCUGGAUAGCAGUAUUGCUUGCAUCAACCAGUUCUGUCAGUCGCUGCCGAGCAAGUUGUAUACCGUGAACGCGAAGCGGUUGUACUCCAUUUCAGAGGCUCGCUACGGCGGAAAAGUUAUGUUUACAGCAGAGCUUAACCUCCCAAUUGAACUCGAGCUGGAAACAUUUCGAAGUGAUCCAAUGCCUUCGAAAGCCAGUGCUAGAGCGUCUGCAGCAUUCAGUGCUUGUCAAAAGCUUUUGGAUCAACAACUGAUUGAUGACUCGCUCAAUUCGAUCUAUCGCUCGACCAAAGUAAAGUCAGCGUCGAAUGCACGGGAUCUGAGCUACUUCAUCAAUCGCCUGCACAUGUAA
Molecule: messenger RNA, 2175 nt
Organism: Peronospora farinosa
Lineage: Eukaryota; Oomycota; Peronosporomycetes; Peronosporales; Peronosporaceae
Source: the annotation of a GenBank genome assembly